AUGGGUAAUGUUGUUAUUUCGGGGAUUUCCAUCAUUCUUGUGGUGGGAGUCGUCCUCGGCGUUGUUGCUGCAGUUCAUCGUAGUGGCGAUGAUAAUUCCAAAUUGUCUCCACAAAUGAAGGCGGUGUCGAGUUUCUGUUCAUCAACAGAUUACCAAGGAACUUGCCAGAAGACCCUCAGCUCUGUCAACAGCACUGAUCCCAAAGAUUACGUUGCCCAAUCUAUCUUGGCCUCUGAGGAAGCAGUCAAGAAGUUCUUCAACUAUUCUGAUUCCUUGAUCGUUUUGGCCAAGAACGAUAGCCGCACGAAGAUGGCAUUGGAUGAUUGUAAGGAGAUGAUGGACUAUGCCGUUCAGUCCCUUCAAGCAUCGUUCUCCGAGGUGGGUGAUAGUGAAUUGAGAAGCCUUAAUGAGCGAACAGCCGAUCUCAGGACCUGGUUGAGUGCUGUUAUCUCAUACCAACAGUCAUGCUUGGAUGGUUUCGAACAUGACAGCAACAUGAAACAAAACAUGGAAACUGGUAUUGUUGAUGCUAGUGAACUCACAUCAAAUGCCUUGGCAAUUGUGACAAAGUUGUCGGAUACUCUUUCUAAGUUCGGUCUCCAGUUGAAUAUUCCUACCUCCCGUAGACUUCUUUCUGUUGAGAACAAUGGCUAUCCCUCAUGGUUCUCUGCUGCAGACCGCAAGCUUUUGGCUAGGAUUGAUAACCGUAACUUGAGACCAAAUGCUGUUGUGGCUAAAGAUGGCAGUGGCCAGUUCAAGACCGUUGCUGCUGCCCUUGCUGCGGCUCCCAAGAACUCCAGGGUCCGACAUGUGAUCUAUGUCAAGGCUGGAAUCUAUGACGAGUACAUCACCGUGGACAAAGACACCACCAAUAUCCUCAUGUACGGUGAUGGCCCAAGAAGGACCAUUGUAACAGGCCACAAGAACUUCGUUGAUGGCACAUCCACCUGGCAAACUUCUACUUUCUCCGCUAUUGGAAAUGGGUUCAUUGCCAAAUCCAUGGGAUUCCAGAACACUGCUGGACCACAAAAGCACCAGGCUGUGGCUCUUCGCAUUCAGUCCGAUAAGUCAGCCUUCUUCAACUGCAGGAUGGAUGGCUACCAAGACACCUUGUACAAUCAAGCAAACCGUCAGUUCUUCCGCAAUUGUGUCAUCUCUGGAACCAUUGACUUCAUCUUCGGUGACUCUCCUACCCUUAUCCAGAACUCAUUGAUCAUUGUCAGGAGGCCAUUGGAUAACCAACAGAACACAGUGACUGCACAAGGCAAGACCAAUGCUAAUGAGAACACUGGUAUCGUGAUCCAAAACUGCAGGAUUGUUCCCGAGCAAAAGCUCUUCGCUGACAGGUUCAGGUUGCCAACAUACUUGGGCAGGCCAUGGAAACAAUUCUCUACAACUGUUAUCAUGGAAUCCACCUUGGGAGACUUCAUUAAUCCAGAGGGAUGGUUGCCAUGGGCUGGAAGCAAUUUCCUCAACACCCUCUACUACGCUGAGUACAACAACCGUGGCCCUGGUGCCAACACCGCCAGGAGGGUUAACUGGAAGGGUUACCACAGGAUCGACAGGAAAACCGCCAUGAGCUUCACCGUUCAAUCAUUCCUUUUGGCUCGUGAAAACUGGUUGCCCUUCACUGGCAUUCCUUUCACUGCCGGGUUGAAAUAUUGAAGACAUUUUAAUGGCGAAAAUCAACAGCACAACAACCUACAAAGAAAAGAACUUUACAGUGGUCUCUUAGAAA
Messenger RNA from Durio zibethinus, 1738 nucleotides. RefSeq names its product putative pectinesterase/pectinesterase inhibitor 21. Gene Ontology annotation, molecular function: enzyme inhibitor activity; pectinesterase activity. NCBI's taxonomy places the organism in Eukaryota, Viridiplantae, Streptophyta, Magnoliopsida, Malvales, Malvaceae. Gene Ontology annotation, biological process: cell wall modification. The record is from RefSeq and is a predicted model, not a curated record.